Molecule: messenger RNA, 387 nt
Organism: Setaria italica (foxtail millet)
Lineage: Eukaryota; Viridiplantae; Streptophyta; Magnoliopsida; Poales; Poaceae
Product: prostatic spermine-binding protein-like
Exons: 2
Coding region: 1-387 (128 amino acids)
Source: RefSeq, a predicted model, not a curated record
AUGCCUCAUAGCGAUGAGCCUAUCGAACACUUAACUCAGGAAGAUGUGUUACCGGCCAAUGAGGUUGAUGAGGAAGAGGAUGAUGAAGAGGAUGGUGAUGAUGAUUGUUCUCAUGGUUCAGAUGGUAGCGGUGAUGAAGGUGACUUCGAUACAUGUAGAGUAAAAAAUGGUUUUGAUUUGGAGGAUGAUGAGGAUAAGGAUGAUAUAUCCGUGGGCUCUGAAGAAGAACAAAGUAGUGACGAAGAUGAUAUUGGAAAUGGUGGUGAAGAACAAGUCUCAUUUGUUGAUGAAGCAAGACCAUCAGUUAAUGAAAGGCCAGUCCAAACAUUGAUUGAACGGCCCAUCACGGCGUACAGCCCUGCCAUAAUCCCUGUUGUUUGCUCGUAA